UGAGAGAGACUCCAUCUCAAAAAAUAAAAAUAAAAAUAAGAUAAAAAUAAAAUGAUUGAGCAUGUUGAAAUGUCAGCAACUCUCCUACUGUGUGCUUGGUGGUAAGUUUGAUUUUUGCUAUGGUUGAAAUUAGUGUUCUUUGAAAUAUUAUUAUUUAGAUCAUUACUCAUAAGGCUUUUCCAUAACUGUUUUAUCCAAGAUUUAGGCAAGCUUCUGGAGCUCAGGACUGGAGCUGACAUUAAAAACCUGGUGUUAAGUGAAUACGUAUUAUAAAGCUGUUAUCUUAAUGUAAAAAGAAGUGACUUGGUAGAGGUCUCCCUGUGGAAAUAGAUGCAUAAGGAACACUUAAUACUGAAAGACACAGCUGUUAAGUCAUGAACAAGGGCUGCAUGGAAACUUUUGUGUCGUUAUUUGAUACGUUAUUUGAUUAAGUGGAAUUUGGCUUUAGACAGCUAAAUCUUGCCCUUCAGUGUGUUGGAAAAUAUUGCAUAGUAACUUGGUUUUUUCCACAAUGCCACCUUAUUUUAGCAUUCCAAAGGAUUUGGAAGUAUGGGUUUUACACAUAAGACUUUCUUAAAAUAACUGGGCUCUAACUUUGGUAGCAUAAGUAAUCACUUACUGAUACAUGCAUGUAUGUAAGACAGAGAACAAUAUUAACUGGAAUCAAAGCUAGUCUCCUGAGAGAGAAACACUUGUGUUUAUCCUGAAGGGUAAUCAUUUGUAGCUGAGGUACAAUUAUGUGAUUUAUGUAGAGCUUUCAUUUUGAAAGCAUUUGCACUUGCUGUUUAGAAUUUGUGCCCGUUUGAAAUUCAGGCCAAUUAUCACUGGCUCACAGGGGCCAUCAUAAGGGAUAAGGAUAGGAGUAUCUGAUACUACUUAAUGAAAGAAACAUGCUAUUUAUUAAUCUUAUUUAGCCCCAGUAAUUCUCACAUUUAUAAGUCAAAUGGCUUUGAAAUUAGGUUAAAUUUAGCUCUAUGAAUUUGAUAUUUUUAACUGCAUUGUUCAUACUGUUGAUUUUUAUGUGUUUCUUUCUUUUUGGAAUUGUGAUACUUUACAUUUAGGAUCUGUAUGUGAUGAAGGCUAAUGGUGCACCCACACACAUACACAUACACACAGGCACACACAUCUGUGUUUCUUAAAGUUUGUAGAUUAACAAACAUCUAGCUAUGAUCCGCAAAACGUUUAAGUUGCUAUUUCUGAUCUCAGCUGGUUUACUUAAUUAAUGAGUGUGGGCUUUAUAAGGUGUUGAUUAGUUUUUUAAAAUGGUAUUUUCAGCCUAACAAAGUAAAUUUGUUUUAUAAUUUGGAAAUAUUUGCAAAGUAUAUUUUGCUUGCUUUCAUUCUUUUACCUACUGAGAUCCCUCCGGCCCCAUUAAUUGUGUUUUUUCUUCCUCUGAGCUGAAUCCUUGAGACUGAGUCUAGAGAGCUGAGAAGAAGCCAGGUGUGGGAAAUGAGGCAAGGUCGGGAGUAUAAGACAGCUGGUAAUCAGGAGUAGACCAGGCCUGGGGGAGCCACUGUGAGCAGCGUGAAAUUGUGGCAUCCAUAGCACCGGAAGGUUGUGAAAAUCUUGGAGAAGCACGACCCCUUGAAGAACACCCAGGCAAAAUAUGGGUCUAUCCCUCCAGAUGAGGCCAGUGCUGUGCAGAAUUAUGUAGAACACAUGCUUUUCUUGUUGAUUGAAGAGCAAGCCAAGGAUGCUGCAAUGGGGCCGAUUCUGGAAUUUGUGGUCUCUGAGAACAUCAUGGAGAAACUUUUCCUUUGGAGCUUGAGAAGGGAAUUUACUGAUGAGACUAAAAUUGAGCAGCUAAAGAUGUAUGAGAUGUUGGUCACCCAGUCGCACCAGCCUCUGCUGCACCACAAACCCAUUCUGAAGCCUCUGAUGAUGUUGUUGAGCUCUUGUUCAGGAACAACCACCCCCACUGUGGAGGAGAAGCUGGUUGUCCUACUCAAUCAGCUCUGUUCCAUUCUUGCCAAAGAUCCAUCCAUUUUAGAACUCUUCUUCCACACUAGUGAAGACCAAGGCGCUGCCAACUUCCUCAUCUUCUCCCUUCUGAUUCCCUUCAUUCACCGAGAGGGGGCAGUGGGCCAGCAAGCUCGGGAUGCAUUGUUAUUCAUCAUGUCUCUCUCUGCUGAGAACAGCAUGGUGGCCCAUCACAUCGUGGAGAACACCUACUUUUGUCCAGUACUUGCAACUGGGCUCAGUGGUCUCUACUCUUCCCUGCCUACAAAGCUAGAAGAGAAAGGCGAGGAAUGGCACUGCCUUCUGAAAGAUGACUGGCUUCUACUUCCUUCUCUUGUCCAGUUCAUGAACUCCCUGGAGUUUUGCAAUGCAGUCAUACAGGUGGCUCACCCCUUGAUUCGAAAUCAGCUUGUCAAUUACAUUUACAAUGGAUUUUUGGUACCAGUCUUGGCUCCUGCUCUCCAUAAGGUGACUGUGGAGGAGGUCAUGACCACAACUGCAUAUCUGGACCUUUUCCUGCGUAGCAUCUCUGAGCCAGCACUACUUGAGAUCUUCCUCCGUUUUAUCCUAUUGCACCAGCACGAGAAUGUCCACAUCCUAGACACUCUCACGAGUCGAAUCAACACCCCGUUUCGGCUUUGUGUGGUGUCCCUGGCAUUAUUCAGAACUCUCAUUGGUUUACAUUGUGAAGAUGUGAUGUUACAGCUAGUUCUAAGGUAUCUGAUCCCCUGCAAUCACAUGAUGCUGAGUCAGAGGUGGGCUGUGAAGGAGAGAGACUGUUACUCUGUUUCUGCGGCCAAGCUGCUUGCCUUGACUCCUGUCUGCUGCUCCAGCGGGAUCACUCUGACCCUGGGGAACCAAGAGAGGGAUUAUAUUCUCUGGUCGAAGUAUAUGCAUGACACUUCAGGACCUGUGGAGUGGCCAUUCCCUGAAGCGUUCUCCCAGUCAGCCUGCAUUGUGGAGUAUGGGAAAGCCUUGGACAUCAGCUACCUGCAGUACCUGUGGGAGGCCCACACCAACAUCCUCCGCUGCAUGAGGGACUGCCGUGUCUGGUCCGCCCUGUAUGAUGGCGACUCCCCCGACCCUGAGACGUUUCUCCAGGGUCUGACGGAGGAGGGCAGUGUGAGCUCGGCCUGCCCUGUGUUCAGGCUCCCGCAACAACUCCCCAGGAAGACGGGACCUCAGCUAGCUCCCAGAAAGGACAAGAGCCAGACAGAGCUGGAAUGGGAUGACAGCUAUGACACUGGAAUCUCCUCAGGGGCUGACAUGGGCUCCCCUGGGCCUUAUGAUGAUCUGGAGGUUUCACGCCCCCCAGCACCCAUUGAUCCCCCAAAACACAUCCAGGAGAUGAAGAAGAAUGCCAUCCUGCUCUUCAAAGGGUCCUACAUAGAAGAGUCGGACUUUCAGGAUGAUGUGAUGGUGUACAGGCUGUGUGCUGAGAAGGACUCCGAGGACGUGAAGGAUUCUCAGGAGGAAGCUGCUAGACCACCAGCUGAAGCCCAGGCUGAAAUUCAGAGUGUUUCCAUCAACAACGGCUCCCUCCUCAGCACCCAGCCAGCGACAGAUUCAGAGGAGGAGUGCAAUAGGGACAAUUCAGACCCAUUUCACAGUGAGCCCAUGGAGCCAAAGCAAGAGAGGGAACCUGAAGCAGCCACAGAAUCCAACUCAGAGUUAGCAUCCCCUGCCCCUGAGGCAGAGGACAGCUCUAACCUGACAGCCGCCAACCCGGAGAGCGAGGAUCUCAUUGCCCAGUAUGACCAAAUCAUUAAAGAGCUGGAUUCCAGCGCCGAGGGCUUGAUGGAACAGAAUUUCCCCACACCUGAUCCCUUGCUUCUCACUAAGGAGGAAGAAGGGAAGGAAGAAGAGAGCAAAGGAGAAAAGGAGGAGGAGGGGAAGAAGGAGCUAGAAGAGGAGGAGGAUGACUUUGACUCUUUUAUAGCGGAGACACCUGCUGUAGAGACUGUGCUUUCCCCGUUUGUGGGGAGAGAGGAGGCUGCCUUUGCCAGUCGCCAUCCCGUGAGGACUCAAAGCACCCCAUUCACAGGCCCAUUCAUCAGCGUGGUCCUGUCAAAGCUGGAGAACAUGCUGGAGAACUCUUUACAUGUUAAUUUGCUGCUUAUUGGGAUCAUUACUCAGCUAGCCAGCUACCCCCAGCCACUCCUGCGCUCCUUUCUGCUCAACACCAACAUGGUCUUCCAGCCAAGCGUCCGCUCUCUCUAUCAGGUCCUUGCAUCUGUGAAAAACAAGAUUGAACAGUUUGCCUCUGUGGAGAGAGACUUCCCAGGACUCCUCAUACAAGCCCAGCAAUACCUGCUCUUCCGUGUGGACAUGUCUGAUAUGACCCCUGCGGCACUAACCAAAGAUCCCAUUCAGGAGGCUUCCAGGACAGGAAGUGGCAAGAACCUUUUGGAUGGACCUCCAAGAGUGCUUCAGCCCUUCCUGACCCACCGAACCAAGGUGGCUGAGGCACCCCCCAACCUGCCCCUGCCAGUGAGGAACCCCAUGCUGGCUGCUGCCCUCUUCCCAGAGUUCCUGAAGGAGCUGGCAGCCUUGGCCCAGGAACACUCCAUUCUGUGCUACAAGAUACUGGGUGACUUUGAGGACUCCUGUUGUUAGCUUUUUUUUUUUUUUUUUUAAAUAGAGGUUCUUGUUUUGUAAGAUUUAAUGUCUUGACUGAAUGUUAAAUGCAAAGCUGCUUACAAAGAUUUCUACUUUAAUGUUUCCUGACAAUACUUGAUUUGUGGGGAGGGGAAUUUUCUGUAUCUUUCCUCUCUCUCUCUAGCCGGGCCUUUCCACCUUAUGUUAUAUAUAGAAUGUAAGUCUCAUAAGCUGGUUGCUCCCAUGGCAGUUUUCUUUGCUCCGUUUUUUCCUCCUUGUAUUUUUUGGGUAUCAUUCUCCUAUCCCUUUGAGUGAUUCAUCUUGCAGCUCAGAUCACACCAAGCAAUAUUGGGGUUCAGUGAUGUCCGGAAGUGCCCCAUGUCAGAAUCCCAGCUGUUCAGCAGCAGCACCACAGGAAGACUAUACACCUGCAACUGCGCGGAUGGUCCUGUUGCCUCCUGCAUUUUGGCCUCUGUUUUAUAAAGGAAGAAUAAAGACGGAGCCCCUCCUGCCUCCAUCACGAAAGCACAUAUCAUCUGUCCCUUUGGAUUUUACUUCCAGGACGUGUGUUGCCUUAUGGUGCCGGCAGAGCCACUGGUCUCAGCUCUCUGCCUGGGAAGUCGGAUGUCCUUGGAGAGAAUUUGGAAUGCAGAGAAUUUUUCUUAUUUCUUGAGGGCUUACUUUAAUCAGCAUGACACUAUCUAAACACUGAAGAUGGCCUUAUUUUAGUAAGAUUUGCACAAAAUUAAGUAUACCUAUGCAAACUGUUACUUUGGUUUUUAGGAGUUUUAUCAGAUGAAGAAAGUAUGGUCUCACAUAUGUAUGUAAGAAGACAGCCAUCAUUAUUUUUAUAAGUGUUUUAUAAAAACAAACUGAUUAACUUGUGAAGCCAUUUCAUAGUGGGUUUUUUCAGGGAGGGUAAGCUGGGUGGGAUGGGGAGAUAAACUAAAUGUAGCCUGUAAAAACACUGGUCAUUAUUUAAAAUUCUAUUCGCUUUUGCUAAUAAGCUGCACUUUGUAGAGAAACAGGAACUGUACAACCCACUUCGGGAUCUUGGAUGUAAAUGCAAACAGGUCACCUGGAGCCCUGCAAAGCCAAGUGCCUGCUGGUGACUCACUCUGCAUGGAAAUGCUGCCUUCUGAGUAAUGGGGUUCAUUAGAAGGCCCCACCGUGUUGUAUGAGUAACCCUCUGCUGCUUUGCAGCCUGCUCCAAGAGGCAGGAUUAUACUUAGAGCCCAGCCAUGUUAAACCACCACCAAGAGCGGAAAACACAGAAUAAUUGUGAGCUGAAAAUGAGACCAUAAACAACUGAUUUUUAUGGAUAUCAAAUUCCACUCCCCUCUAUUUUGGGCCCAGUUCUGCAGGUGAGAAGCAAGUAAUGGACGUGAGCCUGCCGGUGUGGAGGGAAAUUGGAAGCCUCGGCUCUCUCUGUGCUUUGUGGGCAUCUCUGUGGAGCCCCGAGGGCAGCCACAGGUCUGUUGGUUGUGCCUCCGGAGCACUGGUUCGGUCUUCAUCAGGCCCCUCAUGCACAGGCAGGGCAGUGGAGGAAGGAACCACACCUGUGAUGCUGUGGAGCAGUGGAGGCCCUUUUGUGCUUCAGGAAUCUUGAAGCAGCUUUGUAUUGAGCAAAUGAGAAAUUGAGAGCUGGCCUGUGAAAUGACAACAGGAGACCUGACCCGGGCAGGGUGAGCUGUUAGGAGCCAGCCUUGCUUUCGUGUUUCAUAGUCCAAGCAAGACACCAAAGAUUCCUACUCACUGUACAUUUCUGUUUGUCUUGACAAAUGGUUUGCUCAGCUGUGGUGCAGCAGCCAGAAGGGAUGAGGCACAGCAGACUGACCUGCUCCUGGCUUCCUGAUGUCUGUUUGUAUUUGCACAGCCCAGAAGUCUCCAUUAGAAAAGAAGGUAGCUUAAGAUAGAGAAAGAGGAAUAGUUGAAGAUGGAAGUGCGGCUGUAAUUUGUUAUACUCUAACUUUGUUUUUGCACAAGUAUUUAUCUUCUUGUUUGGACUUACAAAGUCAUAAAAUCUUAACGCCACAUCUGGAAAUGGAAUUCUUUAGCUUCGUGGUUUGAUUUACACCUCUCUCCAUUAUCUGGUGGUGGUGUUGAUUCUUCUUGAAUCCGUAUUUCUGCAUUGUAGAACACCAUGGUCCCCUUUGUGGAAGGUUUCCUUUGGGAAAAGAUUGAUUUUGUGCGUCUUACUGUUUUUUUCAAUAGGUACUGAAAUAAACUUAAUUAUUUUGUUUUUUUGAGACAGGGUCUUGCGCUGCCUGGGCUAAAGUGGAGUGGUGUGAUCACAGCUCACUGUAUCCUCCACCUCCUGGGCUCAAGUGAUCCUCCCACCUCAGCCUCCUGAGUAGCUGGGAAUAAAGGAACGUGCCACCACACCCAGCUAACUUUUUGGUAUAGUUUGUAGAGAUGGGGUUUCACCAUGUUGCCCAGGCUGGUCUUAAAGUCCUGGGCUCAAGCGAUCAUCCCGCCUUGGCCUCCCGAAGUGCUGGGAUUACAGGUGUGAGCCACAGGGCCCAGCCUGAAGUAGACUUACUUUAAAUGACGACAGAGAUGACUGGUGUGUGCAGUGACAGGCAGGAGAACUUAACUUCCCAUGCUGGGGUGCUGGCAGCAAACUCACACAAUAACGCUAACUUCCUAUUUGGAUUUGGAAACCGGCUCAUGUUUCUGAAUCCAUCAGAGUCCUCAGAGGUUUGUGUCCAUAGUUUUGCAAAAUGAAGUCAGAAAAUGGAGCUGGACAUAGAAUGGGAAAACCCAUGUGGCUGAGUGAAAUAACUAGAAGUGGGUUUUUUAGGGAGUGACUAGACAUGCCAAAAGAAAAACAGCAGAGAACUGAGUCUACCCACAGGAGAAGAGCCAAUCCUGCAUGGUUCAGGGAGGUGAACAUUGAUCUAGGUGGAUAUGAAGAAACCAGGGAGUGGGUGGGUGAGAGUGGGAACUCCUUGUCGGGAAAAAAAAUCAUUGGCAAUGAGGUAGAAUAUUCCGGUCCUAAAGUAAAUCAGCAAGCCCUUAGAAAUAUCUUUUUUUGCAAUGAGUUGGGGGGAAAAUCUUAAAUAUGUUUGGCAUGCUUAAAAAUAUGGUCCGAGAGUGCGGACACUUCUCUGUGUGACAGGCUCCCACACCAGUCGCUGUGCCCCUUCCUGGAAGAAUGUAGGGGAAGAGAAACCGUGGGUACUGCCCCCUGACGCAGCCCCUGAGCUGGGGUCACUGCGUCUGGCCUGGGCGGGAAAGGUGAGAUAGCCAAGGGUUCCUAGAGUAUCACAACAUUAACCUCAAUUCAUAAUUCAGGGCCUGACUUAAAGUUCCAGACUGAGUGACUUCUGUGGUUCAAAAUGUAUGAGAGCACUGGGAUAUUUAAAAUUGAUUUUUUGGAAAUGGCCAAGUAAAUGUUUUUAAAAUUUUACACAAAGAAAUUCCAGGUUAGAUUCACCCUAAAACAUAAUUUCAUGGCUGGUAAAAUACAAUUUCCCAACCAUGAAAUGGGAGUGCUGGAAUAGCCAGUUAGAGAUGUGAUUUUUCUUUACCAUUAAAUACCUCCUUUCCCUGGUACUUAGAGGAAUUGUGAAGUCGUCCCCAUUUUGUUGAGUAUUAUUUUGGAAAAUACUUUGAUGUGCUUGGGUUGGAGUGGAUGUCUGUCAGGUGUUAGGAUGCAUUCAGUAUUUUUCUAGGUCAUCAGGAGUACCCUUUCCUUAGCAGGUAGCUUUUAUUUAGGUCAGAUAUAGUUGGUUUCUGUCCAGGAUAAAACAUCAUGGAGCCAGGGUCUUGUCAGGAAAGCAUCCUCUUAUGAACAGAAUCUAGAACAGGCUCCACGAAUAUUGAGGUUGCCUGUUUAAUUUGGGCAGCCAGUGGGUACUCCGGGUUGAAAGUUGUUUCCAGUGUCUCUGAAUCAGCUUGGCUGUCCCGUCAUGUGGACUGAUUCCCAGGUCUGUUGGAGGUUUAGGGUUGCGGAUGGCCGUCAUGUGGACCGAUUCCCAGGUCUGGUGGAGGUUUAGGGUUGUGGAUGGGCUGCUCUUCUGAAUCUGGAUCAGCGUGUCUAGGUUGUCUUCAGGAGGGAAGCACAGCCACAGCAGCCUGGACAAAUCCAGGGCUUUAACAAUGGCAUCGUCCUCUGGGAAUAAUCAGCCCUUAAGACGGUCACUUGACAUCAUAGUUCUGGUGAACUAUCUUUAUUUGGCUGCACCCCCUUUUAAGUAAGCCCUUCAUUUUAAAUGGUCCCGGUGUGGUGUUCAGUAUCUACAUAUGCCCCAGUUCUCAUUUAAGGGCAGUUCAAUGUGAUUGCUAAUUACCAGCCCUGUAUUUACUGAAAUGGCUGUCUGUCAUGCUUGCCAUUUUUAUGAAACACUUUACUGCAGGUCAGCUAUUAUUGCAUGUGCUACUUCAAGUCACUGGCUCAGGCUGGUGUCAUGUGUGGUUUGCUGCAAAUGGCAGCCUGUUUUGCAGUGUGAGCUCUUCCUGGAAACAGCAGUCUCUUGUAGCUGAUGCCACAUCAGCGUUAGGUCAUUAAGAAGAUAUUCUAGGCCCCUUGUUGCUUCAGCCAUCAGUCUAUAAAUCACCCAACACUAAUUCUCCAUCAAGUCACUGCUUAAAACAGAACACUGUCAAACCAGUUCGUGUUCCACCCUUAAAUCACAUCGUUGAGGAAACAUUGUAAGAGAAUGAAGUUGACUCUUUCCCCUCCCCUUCUUUUUGAAUGACCAUCGUAAACCUAAUGCUUUAGAAAGAGCUCUCAGAAGACUGAGAAUGGUUUUUAGGAUAAUUUUGCCUCAGUAAAUCCUCUCUAUGUUCAGGCACUUAUUAGGCCAUUACUUGUUUUGGGACUACAGAUCAUCCUGGCAGCUCAUUAACUGGAUCAACAGGACUUCAGUGAAAGAUUUUCAGAGGUUCUCUAGGGAAAAGGAGCAGGACAGGAUGGGUGGAAGCCUUCAGUUCUUUGACCUCUUGCACCUAGAAUCCUAAAAUCGAUCAAGAUUUUAGCUAGGACUGACCUUUCCUAGCUUGUAGGGUCACUGUGAAUCUUGUUCCUGUCUUAAAAGGUUUAAGUAACCUAGUUCACUAUUACCUACACAAGUAACAAGACGGCCAGUAGGACCUGUCAGCAUGACUUCAACAUGCACUCAGGCAUCUUUCGGGGAGUUUAGAUUUACUGUAUCAUUUCAGAACACAACAAAGAUGAUGGAGGCUCUUAGGCCAGAUUAAAUUUCGUGGAGCGGAGGCUGCCGAAGUCUGUGCUGCUUAGUGCGUCAGCGGACUUUUUAUUGGGACAAGUCUAUGAAGGGCCCACCUGUAACAAGGCCCCUUUUUGCCCUGUGGGUAUUCUGAAAGAGGGAAUUUGGUGUUGACAAUCUUACUUACACAACUCUUGCUAAGCUAUUUGACUAAGGGUUUCAAUCAGAUGUUUCCCACCUCACAGGCAGGGGUCAGCUCUGUUUGCAAAUAAUCCAUGAAUAUGUUUGUCUAAAACCUGCUGAAGAGGCACGGCAGCCACUUCCACGCUGCUUUUGGUAAUGGGUAAAGAACACAGCCUUUCAGAUAGAUGUGGUGGCUUUUCCCCAAUAGUUACUAUGUAGAAACUAUGCAACUAAAUUCAAUGGAAAUGAAAGACACAAUAUGAAAUAGCGGGGCAUGGCCGUAAGCUGUCCUGAACUAUCCAACUCAAAGCUGAAGGAGGGCGUGUGCUUUUCAAGCCGUAAGCUGCGUCCUGAACUAUCCAACUCAAAGCUGAAGGAGGGCGUGUACUUUCCGAAACUUCGAGGCCUUCUUAGUAAUUAUUUUAGCAAUAAUUACUAAAAUGUUAGUGGGGUGGGGGAGCUCAGCUAAAAUAUCCUUAUCUUGGUGCAGUAAUGAUCUAGGUUCUUUUUCCUAGGCCUGGGCCUACACCUUGAAAGACAGGAACAGAAGUUCACUUUGAUGUGUAACCCUGGACAGAGAUUAAACAACUCUUUUCUAGACCCAGAAUGUAGAAGCCUAGUAGUUGGUAUCACCAGUCUCUUCAGAAGGGCCCCACAAAAGCUUGUCCAUUAAUUUGCUUCAUACAGUAAGCAAGCUUUUACUGAAUACUGCCUCUGUUAGAUAGCAUGCAGAGUGCUAGGGCUGACACAUUCCUGCCUUCCCACCAGAACCCUCCAACCUCCUCCCCAGGCAACAGAACACAGGGUUUGGGCCUGACCAGGCAGAGCUGGUUCAAGCCAGCCUGGGGCAGAGCCAGUUUUCCAGCACACUCCAACCUCUAGUCAGAGCCUCAGCAUUACACACCCAGCCUACAGGUGUGUGGAUUCCUGAGCCAGAUGGCAAUGGCAUCACCUGUGGUGCCAAUUCAUACAUUUUAAUGAGAUUUCUCCCUGAAGAGUGAACCAGGAGACCAGACUAAAUGCACACUCAUGCAAGAAUAUAAAAUCAUAUUUCAGAGGCCCCUUUACACGCAGAGCCAUCUUAGCGAAUUUCUUGGGGUGUUAAUGUAAACAUAUCUUCAGAAUAUCUCAUCGGGUUUCAGUCAGAGCCAUGCUUUGGUUUUUUCCUAGUUGCAGUGAUAUCAACUUACAAGGUUUGGCUUUCAGGAUUUCAGAAGCUGGCAUUCAAGACAACAGGCAAUUGUCAGAGCUGAAUGAGAAUCAGCCUGAGCAAAUCAAGGGCUUUAACAAUGGCAUCUUCCUCUUUGCGGUUUUCACUUGACAUAAUAGUUUUGCUGAAGUGUCUGUAUCUGGCUGCACCCUCUUUUAAGUAAGCCCUUAAUUUUAAAUGGUCUGGAAAGAUCUUUGAUACUUUCUGUAAGGUUUAGUCACCAAGAAGCCGGAACUUUUGGUGAAAAUGGAAUUUAUAAAACAAAACUGAACCUUAUCCUUUCUUACAAAAUAAAGAUCCUGUCAGACCCUAGUCUCAGACCACCUUUGCCCAUUUGUAAUUCAGAGACUUGCAGGGCGAGGAGAGAACUGAUUCAGCCUCACUCUCUUGUAGAGAGGUGCAGUGAAAAUCAUGUUACUUUAGACCCAGCAGUUUUCUGGACCGCAACAGGAUGCGGGGCACCUGGCUUCCAGGGUAAGGUCACAUAGUCUCUUAAAAUUCUGUCACUAAUUCUUUUAAAAGAUUUUUUUUUUUUUUUAAAGUCACCUCCUCAUGCCUGUCCAAAAUGAACCACACAACUGGUUACCUUUCUCUGCCUACCUUUUGGGCUGGGGAAGAGGGGCCCCGUUCUCAUCACUCUCAGGGAAGUCCUGAGCAACUGUACAAGCCAGGAAGCAUGAGUCGCUGAAUUGGUGAUGGAGGGGUGUCCACUUUUUUCUAGUUCCUCAGCUGCUUCUGGAGCAGCGUUCACAACGGGAAUAUUUGUACUGUCCUUGGUAGGCUACAGGUUCACAGCUUCAAAUCAAGGCCUCCAAGGAUUUUCUUCUCUUACAUCACGGUUUUGACAAGUACGCUUUUAAAAAACAACAUUUGCAAAACUGGUCUUUAAGCGACGUGAGUCAGAGGUAACAAAGGCAUAUACCGAAUGAAGGUGUGCUCCGGUGCAGUGGAGAGAACAGUAUUAGUGUCACAAGCACAGGGGUGCAGACAGUCCCACCUUCAUUGUCAUGCCUGCAGCGCACCACCAUUAUCGUGAAAGGUCAAGAUUGUGAUUUACUAAUUUAUAAUCUUACUUCCAAGCAAAACAAGUCAAUUUCAUGUUACAACUUGUUUUUUGUUUCUUUUUAUCUUGUUUGGCCUGAGGGUUGGGGGAGUUGGGGGGAGUUGUCAACUGCACAAUCUUUGAAGUGUAAGUUAAUUUUUAUGUGAUAUUUCAGUAUAUAUUUUAUUGAUUAAAUUUAUUUGAAAAUUUA
Messenger RNA from Cercocebus atys (sooty mangabey), 12377 nucleotides. RefSeq names its product family with sequence similarity 160, member A1 (gene FHIP1A). The record is from RefSeq and is a predicted model, not a curated record. Lineage: Eukaryota; Metazoa; Chordata; Mammalia; Primates; Cercopithecidae. The transcript is spliced from 11 exons. The coding region runs from base 1660 to 4575 and encodes 971 amino acids.